Molecule: messenger RNA, 1329 nt
Organism: Punica granatum (pomegranate)
Lineage: Eukaryota; Viridiplantae; Streptophyta; Magnoliopsida; Myrtales; Lythraceae
Source: RefSeq, a predicted model, not a curated record
GGAAAUGUGCGUUAUGAAAGCUGAGCUCAAAUUAACCGUUAGGGAAGGUGUAAACAGUAAAGGCAUCUCAGGUAGCGGGUGGCUGCUGGGAUGAUGAUUGAUUUCAUGAUUGGACGCAUGGAACGAUGUAUUUUGUCUUUUGGGCUAGGCCGAAAGUGCGGCCCAAUCAAUUCAUUUUACUUUCUAGCCCAUUACGAGAAAGCUAUGAGGCCCAAGUCGAAGCCCAUUAGAUGCUUUUUACCCUCCAAAACAGUCAACGGCUGAGUUCAUAUGUUCGUCCCUCCUUAACGCUCGCCCAAUUCAACUGGUCUCCGUUUCUGCAGGGCUUCGUCGAUCGUCGGCUCGUCGGAGAAGGUCUGCGUUCUCUGAACCGAUCGGAAUUUCUCCGAUCAGAUAGACAUAUAGAGGGAGAGGGAGAGAGAGAGAGAGAAAGUGAGAGAGCGCUAGAGAGAGAGUGAUUUUUUUCUGCCUAUACAUUGGAGGAGGGAAAAGGAGGGGGAGGAGGAGGAUGCAUUCGUUCGGGUACCGGUUGAACGUCCUGUUGACUCAGGCGGUUACUCUUCUCGCGCUGAUGUGCGUCAUUGCUUCUCUCUCCGAUACGCUGAACGUCCCGUCCCCUUCCGCCGAUGUCCGGGUGCUCCACAUCAAUUGGCUCCAUAAGCAGCGUAAUGGAAACGAUGAAGUCAGCUUGACAAUGAAUAUCUCGGCAGACUUGCGGUCAACAUUCACAUGGAACACAAAGCAGGUGUUUGUCUUCCUAGCUGCUGAGUAUGAAACAGAAAAAAACCAUUUGAAUCAGAUUUCGCUGUGGGAUGCAAUCAUACCUUCAAAAGAACAGGCUAAAUUCUCAUACCACACCAUUAACAAGUAUCGUUUUACAGAUCAGGGAAAUAAUCUAAGGGGCCAAGAGUACAACUUGACAUUACAUUGGCAUGUAAUGCCUAAGACUGGAAAGAUGUUUUCAGACAAGGUAAUAACAACAGGAUACCGCCUGCCUGAGACAUACGUAUAACACAAUCAUUCCUUAGGCAGAGAGGUAUGAAUUCGUAUCAGGGUACUCGAGAUACAAAGGGAAUUAUUUUAAUCGAAUUUAGAGAUCAAGAACAUGGAAUUAACGGGACGAUUCUACAUAUUUGGCAUGUGAAUCAAGUAGGUAUUAAGGGCAGAAACAUCGCGCGAAUUUGUACAAUUUACUCUGAAGAGAUAAAUUACAGGCGAUAGGAUCUCUCUACUUUGGUACAUCUAGCUUGGUCUAUUACUUGAGCUGCUCCCUCACAUGCACGUCUAAUGAAUAACCUUCAUAAAGUUAAAUGCUCUUUUUCGUCGAAA